Molecule: messenger RNA, 1970 nt
Organism: Rhodamnia argentea
Lineage: Eukaryota; Viridiplantae; Streptophyta; Magnoliopsida; Myrtales; Myrtaceae
Product: probable galacturonosyltransferase 12
Exons: 6
Coding region: 116-1717 (533 amino acids)
Molecular function (GO): polygalacturonate 4-alpha-galacturonosyltransferase activity
Source: RefSeq, a predicted model, not a curated record
UGUUUUGGCCAUUCUUGCCAAACGAAUCAGGGAAGACAGAGAGGAAAGCAGAAACUGGGUGUCUCUUCUUCUCUUGGUGUUAACUUAUCCCUUCGUUUGGGCAAAAUAAAAAGGAAUGCAGCUUCAUAUCUCGCCGAGUUUGCGACACGUGACCGUGCUUCCGGGCAAAGGAGUGCGAGAGUUCAUCAAUGUCAAGGUCGGGUCGAGGCGGGUCUCAUACCGCAUGCUGUUUUAUAUGCUGUUGCUCUUCACAUUUCUUCUGCGAGUCAUCUUUGUAAUGACGGCGGUGGACGGCAUCGACGGGGAAAAGAAGUGCUCCACUAUAGGUUGCCUUGGGAAGAAACUAGGACCCAAAAUUUUGCAUCGAAGGCUCGAACCAGCAGUUCCAGAAGUAAUAUACCAGAUCUUAGACACACCCGUUUCAGAAGAUGAACUUAGAGGAAAAUCCAAAAUUCCCCAAACCUUGGAAGACUUUGUCGCUGAGAUGAAGGAAAGCAGAUCAGAUGCCAAAGCCUUUGCUCUCCGGCUUCGAGAAAUGGUCUCUCUACUUGAGCAAAGGACUCGAACAGCUAAAAUCCAAGAAUAUCUAUAUCGGCAUGUUGCAUCUAGCAGCAUACCAAAACAGCUUUACUGUCUGACCUUAAAACUUGCCAAUGAACACUCCACGAAUGCUGCCGCCAGAUUGCAGCUUCCAUCAGCUGAGUUUGUCCCAGCUCUCGUGGACAACUCUUAUUUCCACUUUGUCCUAGCUUCAGACAAUGUUUUAGCCGCUUCUGUGGUCGCAGCAUCGCUUGUCCACAAUUCACUCCAUCCUGAAAGGGUAGUCCUCCACAUAAUAACAGAUAAGAAGACUUAUUCUCCAAUGCAGGCGUGGUUUUCCUUGCACCAUCUAUCACCCGCCAUAAUCGAGGUCAAGGCACUCCACCACUUUGACUGGUUUGCCAAGGGAAAAGUGCCUGUGUUGGAAGCAAUGGAGAAAGAUCAGCGUGUUAGGUCACAGUUCAGAGGAGGGUCAUCAGCCAUUACAGCUAGUAACAGUGAGAAGCCUUAUGUGGUUGCAGCAAAGCUUCAGGCACUGAGUCCUAAAUACAAUUCCAUGAUGAAUCACAUAAGAAUACAUCUACCUGAGCUGUUUCCAAGUCUAAAUAAGGUAGUUUUCCUGGACGAUGACAUUGUUAUUCAAACCGAUCUUUCCCCCCUUUGGGAUAUCGAUAUGAAUGGGAAGGUCAACGGAGCUGUUCAAACAUGUAAAGGGGAGGAUAAGUUCGUGAUGUCAAAGCGAUUAAAGAGCUACUUGAACUUCUCCCAUCCUCUCAUAAGGAAGCAUUUUGAUCCUAACGAAUGUGCAUGGGCUUAUGGCAUGAACAUUUUUGAUCUAGAGGCUUGGAGAAAGAGUAAUAUAAGUCUUACUUACUAUCACUGGCUUGAAGAGAACUUGAAAUCCGAUCUAAGCUUGUGGCAGCUAGGAACAUUACCUCCUGGGCUAAUAGCAUUCCACGGUCAUGUUCGCAUAAUUGAUCCCUUUUGGCACAUGUUGGGGCUUGGAUACCAGGAAAACACAAGUUUUGCAGAAGCAGAGAAUGCGGGCGUCAUCCAUUUCAAUGGCAGAGCAAAACCCUGGCUAGACAUAGCCUUUCCGAAACUUCGGCCACUGUGGGCCAAGUACGUCGAUUUUUCUGAAAAGUUAAUCAAGGGCUGUCAUAUUAGAGCUUCUUAGAAUGCAGAUGGAGGGAAGCUGCCUCACCAUGUGGAACAUAAGAGCUAUUGUAUCUGUACAUGACAAGAGAAACAAAAGGGAAAGUCCGCAAAUUUAGCGACCACAACUGAGGGUGCAUAUGAAAGAACAGCUUCAGCAUCUUGCAAGUUUUGGAAUCUCUCUUGUGCCUUGUAAUUUACUCUGUUCUCUCUCUUACUGGUUUCAAUUGAAAGAUGUCUUCGAAUAAGAUCCCCCUCCAGGCAUAGUCUUCAAA